AUGCACCCCUGGCAUUUUUUGGUCACAAUUCGGGCGGCUAAGCACCUCACUCCUCCGCUACUGUACUCUGAAAGUUUACUUGCCAUGUACCAUGGAUCUUUACAUUAUCUGGAGUAUAGAGGAAUUCAUGUAUUUGAGGAGUUAGAACGUUGA
Messenger RNA from Blumeria graminis f. sp. triticale, 153 nucleotides. The record is from the annotation of a GenBank genome assembly. NCBI's taxonomy places the organism in Eukaryota, Fungi, Ascomycota, Leotiomycetes, Helotiales, Erysiphaceae.